Messenger RNA from Cryptotermes secundus, 2920 nucleotides. Its product is annotated as DC-STAMP domain-containing protein 2. The coding region runs from base 133 to 2442 and encodes 769 amino acids. The record is from RefSeq and is a predicted model, not a curated record. Gene Ontology annotation, cellular component: membrane. NCBI's taxonomy places the organism in Eukaryota, Metazoa, Arthropoda, Insecta, Blattodea, Kalotermitidae. The transcript has 12 exons.
UGACAAUUAAAAAAAUCUGCUCUAUGUACAGUUGUCUGAGUAAUAUAAGUAGUUAAUAGUUUAAAUUGGAGGAAAUACAUAAUUUCUACUAUUUACAGAUGCCGUCGAACUCUAUGCAGCUGUUUGGGGUGGAUGUUUGCAAUUCCACCAGAUGGUCGUUUACGAAAAUUUUGUGUCAAGGCACGUACGAUUGGAACAUUUGAAAACUAUGCUGCAAAAACCUUCUUGGGAUUUGCAGGCGGGAUGUUCCUGACAUAUAUUUUGCUAAUGUUUCUUACAAUUCAACUAAACUACCCUAUAACUGGAGCCACUAUGAUUUGUUCAGCACUUGGAGUCUUUCUAACAUUGGGAUUGGCAUUUUCAAAAAGAGUAAGGGUUAUAACAUUAUUACUUCUACCACACCUCUUCUCGAAGAAUGGUCGAAAAGCAUUGGUGGCUUAUGCAUUUACCCUAGCACUGACUGGUCCUGCUGUGAACACUCUACGCAACACAAGGAUAUUGGCUGAUUCUCUAGCAUGUGCACAGGAACAACUGAAAAAGAUCGUUCAUGAUAUCACUGAAGCUGUGAAGAAACCAUUUAUUGCUAUAAAAGAUGCAUUUCAUAAAGUGAUGGUGACAAUCAAACAAGUAGUGAAAACAUUAAAAGAAGUCUGGCAUUCUUUUGUAAGGAUCUUUAUCAGCCUAUUGCAAGUUAUGAAAUCAGUAUACCAGUGGCUUACUAGUGUUCUCAACCUUUGCAACAAAAAAGUUGGGACACCACACCAGAGGUGCAUGAGAGUGAUUGAUAAUUCAGUUGCAGACUGUCACGCCAAAUUAGGUCCACUAUUCAACUGGCUAUGCUCAGUCACCUAUGUUGGUUCCAUUGUCUGCUAUGCUGCCAAGAUCUUUGACCUCAUCUGCCCAUUCAUGGACUAUAUCAAUAACAGCGUUGUUGGUGUUAUGAAGAAAAAGUUGCUAACAUUUGUAACACACAUCCACAACAUCUUCUAUGUAUCAGUGGAUUUCAAGCAUUCAUUUCAUUUUGAGACAACUCAAUCAGUCUCAAUGAAAGAGAUAUCUGCUGCAAUCAUUGCAGAGUUACGCGGCCGUACAGAUAAGUUCGUGUCCUUGUUUGAGUAUCUGGGCUUUGCAUUCAUCUUCUUCUUCUUCGUACUGUUUUUCAGAGUCAUUCAGUACCACCUGAAAUUUCUUACAAGUAAUAGAUUUGAAAACAGAUUCAUCACUAGAUAUUUUCGAGAAAUAGAUCUACAACGAGCCAAACAUGACAAAGAAACAGUCUUGCCACUCACCAGAGUAGAGAGGAAAAAUUACAUCACGGUUGGAUCCUUACGUUUUGCACCCUCAGAAAAAAGGCAACUAAUAAAAUCAGCAGUAUUUCUGGGAGCUUCAAGUUUGCAACUGGCCAAAUACCUAUUAACAGAUUAUUGUUUUUACUGGGUAUUAGCUCUAAUUCAAGCCCAUGGUGGUGUGAAGACUACAGUGGAAGCUCCAUACAUGGUUGGAAUACACGUGCAAGGUUCCGGGAUGGUGGCCGAUCUUUAUCAUAGCAUUGCAAAUGCAUUGAAACCACUGGGUGCCAAGAUGGACAUAGACAAUGUACCCUGUCUCCCAAACCCAGUUCCACCAGAUUUUGGACGUUACAUACAGAUAGUGUCGCUGAUCCUUCUCUGUUGGGUUUUGACAAUUCUGGAGCCAUAUGGACUGAGGCUGAAGCAUGUGGUGAUGUCCUAUUACUAUCCAGAGAGAGCCAGACAGAGAGCUGUAUGGCUGUACAACAAUAUCCUAAGAUCUCGUGGAGGCUUCCUCAAAUUUAUUAGAAGACAACUCAGAAGAAAAUUUGGGAAAAGCAAAGAUGGCGUUAUUGAGAAAGUAAGCCUCAUGGAUCGCCUUCGAGCUAAGUUUCCCUGGCUCGACAUCAUACUUUGGGACAGCAAACAGAAGAUGUGUAUCUUGUGUGGCAAAGUUGUCAGGAAGGGAGACAAGGAACAGUUGAUAAUAUGCCCAACCCCAAACUGUUGUGGCCAAUACUGUACAGAAUGCUACGCUGAUCUCAAGAACUUGUGCACCAUCUGUAAGAAACCCACAGAGUAUGGGGACUUGUCUGAUGAGAGUAUAGAAAGAGAUUCAUCUGAAGAAGACUGUCAGGGUUCACAAACAGGUGUCCGCAAUAGGAAACAAAAACACAGAUUCAUGGAUGAGAUGAGUAAGAAUUGGCCUGCAGAUGAUGCUGAAGUAGGACUGCUGUCUCCUGAUGAAACAAUGAACGUCAAAAGGGAACGUUUAGAUUCUGAACUUUCAUACAGCUAUCAAUAUGAUGCUGAUGAUGAAGCAGAUGCUGUGGAAACGCCAACAGUAAGUUCACCGCCGUUGGGAGAAGUUGAAACACAACACAUAUAUGAGCCUGCAAGAACUGAAUUUCUCUAUGAAGAAGAGAGAGAAUGAAUAAAGUGAUUCACGCAAUUGUACUAUCAGAAUUACCACAAUACUUGCUUUAACUCUUUGUCACAUAAUUUAAAUAUCUAGACAUCAGAAGAGUAAUUUAAUCUCGAAAUUAAUGUAUUUUUUGACUUUGUCCAUCGCCCGGUAUUCUAAAAACACCAGAUAACACAAAGUGUCAGAAACCAGAUCUGUUUCCGUCCUAAGUUGAGGGGUGGGGGGGGGGGGGCACCAACUCCAUAGGAUGUUGGAAAGAGCUCUUUCUAACAGACCAGACAUAUAAGAUGUAAUUCUGAGCAUUAUUCACCAUCACCAGAAUGCUUUAGAAUCUACACGUAAUUUAAACAUUUGUAUCCAGUGAUAUUAAUAGCCAGUCAGAGUAGCUGAGCGGUCCAAAGCAAGUAUUGUUUUUGCUCACUCAGAAGCCGGGAUCAUGGGUUCAAAUCCCACACAAGGCAUGGAUGUUUGGUAUGUGUAUGUGGUG